This is a messenger RNA of Oncorhynchus kisutch (coho salmon), 2540 nucleotides long. RefSeq names its product parathyroid hormone 3 receptor (gene pth3r). The record is from RefSeq and is a predicted model, not a curated record. Gene Ontology annotation, biological process: cell surface receptor signaling pathway; adenylate cyclase-modulating G protein-coupled receptor signaling pathway. The transcript has 13 exons. Gene Ontology annotation, molecular function: G protein-coupled peptide receptor activity; peptide hormone binding; parathyroid hormone receptor activity. Gene Ontology annotation, cellular component: plasma membrane. Lineage: Eukaryota; Metazoa; Chordata; Actinopteri; Salmoniformes; Salmonidae. The coding region runs from base 1 to 1695 and encodes 564 amino acids.
AUGAUCAGACAAAGGAUAGACUCUGAUGAUGUCAUCACACGAGACGAGCAGAUUUACCUCCUGAUUGGUCCCCGUGCCAAGUGUGAGAGGAUAAUCCAUUCCCAGCUGGCCAUAGUCAAAGAAGAUGACUGUGUACCGGAGUGGGAUGGGAUUAUCUGCUGGCCCAGAGGGAAGCCUAGUCAGCUGGUCUCGGUUCUAUGUCCAGAAUACAUCUACGACUUCAACCACAGAGGUCAGGCCUAUCGUCAGUGUGAUUCCUCAGGGAACUGGGAGCAGGUGCCUAGCAUCAACCGCACCUGGGCCAACUACACUGAGUGUACCACCUACCUAUUGUCUAGCCAUAGAAGCCAGGAAGAGGAGGUGUUUGAGCGGCUACACUUGAUGUACACCAUUGGCUACUCCAUCUCUCUGGUAUCCCUACUGGUGGCUGUCUCGAUUCUCUGCUACUUCAAGCGUCUCCACUGUACACGGAACUACAUCCACAUUCACCUCUUCACCUCCUUUGUGUUUCGGGCCAUCAGUAUCUUUGUGAAGGAUGCUGUCCUCUAUGCCAUGUCUGACGAUGGAAAGACUGAAGCAGAGGAAUUGGCAGAGAGACCCCAUAUGGUGGGCUGUAAGGUGGCCGUAACUCUCUUCCUGUAUUUCCUGGCGACCAAUCACUACUGGAUCCUGGUGGAGGGGCUGUACCUGCACAGCCUCAUCUUCAUGGCCUUCCUCUCAGACAAGAACUACCUGUGGGCGCUCACCAUCAUCGGCUGGGGUGUCCCUGCAGUGUUUGUGUCCAUUUGGGUCAGUGCGCGAGCAUCACUGGCAGACACUCAGUGCUGGGACAUCAGUGCGGGAAAUCUGAAGUGGAUCUAUCAAGUCCCAAUUCUUGCAGCCAUUGUAGUGAACUUCUUCCUGUUCCUCAACAUCAUACGAGUGUUGGCCUCUAAGUUGUGGGAGACCAACACAGGCAAACUGGACCCCCGUCAGCAGUACAGGAAGCUGUUGAAAUCCACCCUUGUCCUGAUGCCCUUGUUUGGAGUGCACUAUAUGGUGUUUAUGGCUCUACCCUACACUGAGGUUACCGGCCUGUUGUGGCAGGUGCAGAUGCACUACGAGAUGUUCUUCAACUCUUCCCAGGGAUUCUUUGUGGCAUUCAUCUACUGUUUCUGCAAUGGGGAGGUGCAGGCGGAGGUAAAGAAGGCAUGGCUACGGCGGAGCCUGGCCUUGGACCUCAAACAGAAGACCCGGGUGACCAGCAGUGGGGGCGGGGGCAGCUGCUACUAUGGCGGCAUGAUGUCACACACCACCACCCACAGCGUGAGUCUGACUGUGGCCAAUCCCAGAGGAAUGUCCCUGAAUGGGGCAGGGGCCCCUGGGAUGGGAGGAGCUGGGGGAAGCAAUGGGGGAGGGGGAAGCAGGCAGCCACGCCUCACCUCCUCCUUCCACCCCCUCACCAACCUGCCAGGUUACGUGCCCAGCAACAUGGAGACCCCCAGGCAGAAACUUGUUAUUUGGAGGCCUGGGGUGGGAGCUGGAGCUGAGGCCGGUGUUAGUGCCUUUCCCAGGAACCCCAGGGCUGCUAGCGAGGGGAUCCAAGGGGGUGGUGGUGGAGCCAAGACAGAGCCUGCAGUCUCUGUGCCCCAGCGGUUGGGAGACGAGGACCCCUGCUGCUCUUUGUCUCUAAAGGAACUAGAGACCAUCUUGUGAACUGGAACUGUCAGAUCUAUGGCGUCUAAAAGUGAGAGCAGCACUGUAUCAGAUGGCUUUACUUAUCCAGAUUCCUGCCAUGGAUCCAUAUCAAGGCUCCAUUCAAGUGAUCUCCAAUCACCUAUUUGAAUCUCCCCUGAAUCCCUCGUUUGACUGAUGUCUGAAGACUUAGCUACGUACAUUUAGUUGGGGUUAAAGAAUCAUUGUGUGUAAACUGGUCUGAUGACACGAUUAUCAAUAGAACAUUGAUCCAAUGAUCAUGAGAAAUAACAUGUACUUGUAGCAUGAUUGGUGAUUUAAUGUAUCAGUGGUUGUAAUAAAGAACCCAAUGACUAGUGAGUUGCUGCACCCAUUAUGGAAUGUGGAGUCCUGCAUGCCUUUCUACACGUGCCAUAUUUGUUUGACAGACCAUUGUUUUUCCUUUUAUAUUUGCCUGUCUGUCUGCUUGUCUGCUUUCUCUGAUCUCUUCUCUGUCUGCCUAACAAUUCAUGCACUAUUUGUCUAUUGUAGUGAGAUGUAAUUUUUUAUCUGAGAAAAACGUGGAAAUUAAGCUUUUACAGCAAUGAAUAAGCAGCAGUAGGCUGCAUUUGAAGACAUCCUUACCUGGGGCCCAUCGCCCAAUGAGCAAGACUGGUGCAUUUAAAAUCCCAAUACACUUUACCAUAAAACAAUAAUAGAAUAAUAAAAUAACAAAAACACAUUUCUAAAACAGUAAAAUAUCAGCUCAGGAUUUACCUUCUUUACAGAUGUAAAGAAAUUGUUAUUUUGGAUAGUGAUAGCACACUUGCUAUGUACAGUGCAUUCGGAAAGUAUUCAGACCCCUUCACUUUUUCCACAUUUUGUUA